Protomyces lactucae-debilis is the source of this 720-nucleotide messenger RNA. RefSeq names its product NO signaling/Golgi transport ligand-binding domain-containing protein. Lineage: Eukaryota; Fungi; Ascomycota; Taphrinomycetes; Taphrinales; Protomycetaceae. Gene Ontology annotation, biological process: regulation of GTPase activity; endoplasmic reticulum to Golgi vesicle-mediated transport. The transcript is spliced from 2 exons. Bases 51 to 689 code for a protein of 212 amino acids. The record is from RefSeq and is a predicted model, not a curated record. Gene Ontology annotation, cellular component: TRAPP complex; cis-Golgi network; trans-Golgi network.
CUGCACAAACGAUAUUCAUUGCUAAGGCUGGAUCCGCUGAUUUCGGUGCUAUGGCCGAGAUACGACCCAAGCUUGUGAACGGGUCACUGCAAGAACUACUCAUGAUUGAAAUGAUGGCCAUGACGCAUCGCUUGACAGAUGCACAAUUGGCGCGUCCUGUGCUUGAUGUUGCUGUUCGCGUGGCAGCAGCAGAGCCACAAGAGCAAAAUGACGACACAGUCAGCUCGAUUGCUCCAGCGAGUGUGCCUAUGGAUACAGAUGUGGCUGCGCUUGCGCGGCAAGACGAGAUUGAGAUAAAGCUCGAGAUGUGCGGCUAUAGACUAGGUCAUGGGCUCGCAGAGCGCUUCUCAAAAGACCGCCCACUGCUACUUGAUUCGCUCGAUUGCAUCAAGUUCCUGUGCAAAGAUCUAUGGAUGCUCUUGUUCUCUAAGCAAAUCGAUAAUCUCAAGACCAAUCAUCGCGGCGUCUACGUCUUGACUGACAACAAAUUUCGUUGGUUUUCAAAGAUGAGUUCACGGGCUGGACGGCCAGAAACAGAUAAAUUAGCGUCUCUUUAUCUAUGGUUCCCAUGCGGCAUGAUCCGUGGUGCGUUGGCCAAUCUUGGCCGUGAGUGCACAGUGGUUGCCGAGUCUCCCAACGGCGUGCCAAGCAUUACUUUUCAAAUCAAAAUGCUGGCAAAGGAGGAAUAACGAACAUCAUGACGAGAGGCAAGAUACUGCA